AAAGUCAGAGUUGCUGUCUAAGUUCAGGAUUCUUGCAGUAGAAAUCGACUACCUUAAACUUUAGCCUGUUCCACAGUUUCUGCAUGAACUCUGUGUUACACAAUGGUGGCUUCAUGAAAGUGAAUUGUGUAGUGAGGCUGAAACGUGUUGCUAAUAGGCCUCUAGCAGUCACAGAACCGUUUGUGCCUAAAAUAAACUUCAAUUUGAACACUUUUUAGUUACUUUGUAUGCCUGAAUUGUUGUAUGAUUACAUUUGUUAGCAGGUUAGAUCAGGGUAGUGCUAAUACUCAUUUUAAUGCUAACUUGCUAACAAGCUAACCAGGAAAAUAAUGAUGUAUAAUUGAACAUUCAGAGGAACCCAUUAGAAAACUUUAUCAUCGUAGAGUCAGUCACCCAAAAGAAGGGCUAGAUGUGAUGUAACCCUGUUUAGAAAUGCACAGUGAGAUGAAACUUGAAAAAGAAGAGUUUGAAAAGAAGUUUUCAGUCAGAAAAGUGUCAGCGAAGGACACUUGCUGCUAAGGAACGAUCCUCACUCAAAACAACGUUUCUUCACCAAUGUUUGUUCAGUUUCCUUCACAUGAACGCGCUGUGGUGAUUAGACAGGCGCAGAUCAUAUCCUGAAGUUAAUCAGUAAUGUGAAUGGCUAACUUAUUGGCUUCAAGGCCACUUCCAUAUCUCUUUGUUCUCAUCUGCUAAUAUCGCCUAGCUUCUUUAAAAGUUAGCUCAGCCUCUAUGUAAGUGGGUGACAGCGCUUUGCAUGUAAGGGUUGGUGUGUAUGUGUGUGUGUGAAGGAGUGGGUGUGCCUGGACGUGUGGGUGUGGGUGUGUGGGCGACUGCCCGGUUCUAAGGCGGCUGAAUCUGUCCACACAGGUGCUGUGUUUUUAUCUGAAAACCGUGGGCGUUUGGCAGAGAAGCGCACCAUCCCGCUGCCUCCAACCCGCGUGCCCAAGAAGGAGCUGGCCUCCGUUUUCAGCAGCGACGACAGCGAGGGGAGCGAGAGGGUCAACGGAGACCAUGCUGACAUCAAGCAAGAGGAGGAGCUCCACUACACUAUGAUGAGAAAGAGUAGUCGUGACAGUGACCUCUCAACGAUCAUCUCCAACCUGCACCACACCCGACAGCACGGCAUGCCUGAGGGCCAGCCCUGCUCUGACAUCACCCUCGCCUCCGCACACUCAGAUGACAUUCUAGGCAAGAAGAGAGCGUACUCCCCCAACAGCAGCAGCGAGUGCCCAUCUGACAGCAAGAAGCCCCGCAGCGCCUCCCCCAAAGAGAACUCACACACCCCUGCGCUGGAGCCAGGCAUUCACAUGACCCCCGAGGAACACUACAGGCGCAUGAUGUCAGCGCUGAACGAGCACGGCUCUUACGAAGAGCAGCAGCAGCGCCUCUAUCAGCUCGCCAGCAACAUGGGCGUCCCCAGCCAUGAACUGUUGCGUGUGCGUCAGGAGGCCAUGAGUGCUGUGAGGAACCAAGCAGCCAUGGAGGCCCACCUGCCGUCUGCGGGCAGCUCAUCCAGCCAACGACGGAAACAAGGCCUGCCCCAGCACAGGGACGCUCACUUCACUGAGAGAGAGAUGUCCCACCCUCCUCCAUUGCUGUCACCUCAGAACGCCCCUCAUAUCACGCUGGGCCCUCACUUGCGGCCGCCCUUCCUGGGCAUGCCCUCCGCACUCUGCCAAACGCCAGCAUACGGUUUCCUGCAGCCUGCUCAGGCCGAGAUGUUUGCGCGUCAGCAGGAGAUGCUUCGCAAACAGAACCUCGCCAGGUUGGAGAUGUCCGCUGAGCUGCUAAGGCAGAAGGAACUGGAGAACCUACACCGGCAGCGCCUGCUGGCUGACCCGCUGGGCCUGCACCCCGGCCUGCCAGCUGAGCACCCGGCCCUGCGCAGCCUGCAGGACAUCCCCGAAGGCCACCCGCUACGGGACGAGAUCAACCGCCGCAACGCCAUGCUGGUCCUGCGCCACAACAACACACCGCUGCUGUCGCUCAACCACCAGGGGGCAGCAGCCAGCACCUCCUACAAAGAGUCCAGCAGCUGCAAGAGCUCGAGGAAAGGGGGUCCACUGCAGGGGGAUCAAGGGGGUGGCCCGUCUGAGGCCAAGGAGGUGCUGGGAGAGGUGAGGGCGCGGGAUGGGGAGGCAGAGGGACAGGAUGAUGACAUGAAAGACUCGGAGAGCGACACAGAGGCUGGAGAGGAGCGGCCGGAGGGGACGGCUAAAGUUGACGGGCACAGCCUCAACUCUGAGACAUGUCAGGGCAAGGAUAGUGGCAAGCAUGGAGAGGGGCUGAAGGAACUCGGGGAGGGGUCAGGCAGGCUCAGCGCUCCCUGUAGCUCUGCUGGGCCAGAUUCACCCAGCCACCAUCUCUUCGCACCAGGACUGAGCAAGAGCGAAGCCAAGUAUGUUCCACCAGGGGCGCUGCCUCCUUUACCCGCACUGCCAGGCCAGGCCCUGCCCUUCGGCUUCCCCUACACCAGCCCGUACUUCCACACUGGCGCCAUGGGAGGUCUGUUUGUGGACGGCGAGGAGGCGGCGGCUGCGGCGGCGGUAGCAGCGGAGGACAUUAGCAAGUGGAGUGUGGAGGAGGUGUGCAGCUUCAUCAGCAGCCUGGCAGGCUGUGGAGAGUACACCCAGGUGUUUCGAGAGCAGGCUAUUGAUGGCGAGACUCUGCCGCUCCUGACCGAGGAGCACCUUCUCAACAACAUGGGGCUGAAACUGGGCCCAGCUCUCAAGAUCCGCUCUCAGGUGGCUCGGCGCAUUGGCAGAAUAUUCUACAUGACCAGCUUCCCGCUGGCCCUCCCGCUGCCGCCAUCUGCUCUGCGCCCCCCGGACAGGGACCCCCUGCCCACGGAGACCCGGCCGCCCUCCUCCGGCAGCACCUCUUCCCCCUUCAGCGCGCCUCCGGCCUGCCGCGCCUCUCCCAAGCAGGAGAACGGAAAUCCCCCCUCAGCGGGGUCUUACGACUCCACUAAAGCUCUCUCAUAGAGAUGUCCAUUAACAAAAAGAACGCUGACUGCUUCCCCGUAUGGUCUGGGGCAGCGCUACAGGAAGGAGACGGAGAAGGAGAUGGUGGAUCGGAUGGGGAGGGGAGGGGAGGGGGUCUCUUUGAACUAUUUUUUUCUUCCUCUCACCCCCCCCAACAAAUACUCAAAACAAGCAAACUUGAGGACAUUUAUUCUGGGGCACUUAUCAUUUUAUGGCAAAACGUGGAGAGAACUGUACAGAUAAACGCUGAUGAAACAAUGCAAGCCUAAACAGCUCCACCCAGUGCAGUGGCUGCGAAUAAGCCGAAUCCAAAGAUGAGCAAACGGGCCGUGGGGAUGAGACAGGAAAGCGACAGCGUCUGUGCGAGGGAGAGCGCGAGCAGACGGCAACGUUUGGACCUCUCUGCCAGAGAGAGGGAGACGGCCACAAACACAGCAUUCUUUUGUGGCAGGGGGAGACAGACAGUGCAGGGAUGAACUCUCCAUGGUACCCGACCCUUUCAGAACGGAGAACUCCAAAAAAAAAAGACCAUUAAUUUUCCUGUUUUCUCUGCUCUCUUCCUCCAGCUUCCAGCCAUUUCCAAUCCUCUGGAGCUGGUUUCGGUUCGGAGAAACUGAAUCUCCUGGAGAGGAGUAAAUACAACCGCAGAAAGGAACUCAUUUGCUCUCUUCAUCAGUGCAACUAUGCAUUCCACAGUCCAAUACCAAAGAUGAACGGACGUGUGGAAUUUUAGCUGAUACCUAGCAUUGGUUCUUGUACUGUUUCCCUCAGCUUACCUGUGAUGAAUAGGCAAGGUACAGAGGAGCGGAAGAGAGGUGGCCUCAGCCGGAGAGACAGAUGCAGAGCACUUAACACUCUCACAACCAAAAGCCAUCAUCCAAAGCAACAGCCAGAAGAUACAAAAAAAUAAAAUAAUAAUAAUAAUAAACUUUGGGGUUUCCUGGUCCCUUUUGCUCUGUGGGGGUUCAGUGGUCGAGGGGUAUCUGAUCUCUAAACGGAGAAAAGUCGCUCAGAGGUCACAUUUAUUACUUCGGGAGAACGUUACGCUGAAUUGUACAAAACAACAUGCUUUAGAGGAGAAUAUAGUGAAGGUUACAUAAGUGGUACUUUUUGUUAAGUGUUGUUGCACGCAUUUUUUAUUACUGAACAAAAUGUGACUGGCUGACUUGGUGGCACUUUUGUUCAAAGAUUUUUUUUUUGUUUGCUAUGUAUUCCAGUUGAAAUAUUAAGAGUCCCCAUUUCGAAUGCUACUUAAGCAUAUAAAUACGAGGGAUAAAAAAAUAUUUAUAGGAAUUUUUGUUGUAGCUGGAUUGACAAAAUACAAUGUAUAAAUAAAUCGUCCUCUAAAUGGCGCCCAAAGAAUAAUACCUUUUUUCUUUGUCUUUGUUGCAGGGAAAUUAAAGGCACAAAGCUCUUUAUGCAAAUGUUUGACAUUGUUUUUCUUUUCUUUUCUUUUCUUUCUUUUCUUUUUUUUUUUUUAACGUAAGCAUUGAAUUAAAAACCGGUCUCUAGAUUUUCCGUCAAUGUUUUGUCUUUAUCCUAUUUUUCUAUUCACCACUGGGUGAAAUAAAUCCUAUGGAAAACUUC
Messenger RNA from Colossoma macropomum (tambaqui), 4574 nucleotides. It is a transcript of the gene samd11, whose product is annotated as sterile alpha motif domain containing 11. The transcript is spliced from 12 exons. Gene Ontology annotation, biological process: positive regulation of transcription by RNA polymerase II. Gene Ontology annotation, molecular function: DNA-binding transcription activator activity, RNA polymerase II-specific; protein binding; RNA polymerase II cis-regulatory region sequence-specific DNA binding. Lineage: Eukaryota; Metazoa; Chordata; Actinopteri; Characiformes; Serrasalmidae. The record is from RefSeq and is a predicted model, not a curated record. The coding region runs from base 1053 to 2987 and encodes 644 amino acids.